AAAAAAAGCAAAAAUCAUUUUUAAGAAAAUUUGCCUCUGACGAAAAACGUUAAUUUUCUUGCAAAAAUAAAAAAACAUUUUCGUCUUUGAUUGCAAGAUUUGCACAUUUUCUUUUUUUUUACAAACUAAAUCAUUAUUUAGAGAAUUAGUAUAAUUAAAUCCAAUUAAGAACAAAAUGGGCUACACAAGCAAAAACGUUUCAGUCAUUCUAUUUGCAUUAAUUGGUUUUCUAUUAAUUGGACAUAAUCAUUUUGGUGCCGAUGCCGAAAAAGAAAUUCCAAUGACAAAAUUUGGCCAAAAUGUUGGCGGACCAACUAUGACUUUUCUUUAUUGCUAUUCGUGCGGCUAUAGAAAGGCCUUCGAUGACUAUGUGAAUAUUUUGAGUGAAAAAUAUCCACAAAUAAGCAUUCAUGGGGCUAACUAUGAUCCGCCAGGCUUUAAUAUGUACCUCUCCAAAGUUGUAUUCUUCCUUAAGAUCGUUUUGAUUGUUAUUAUCGUUUCGUCGUUUGAUGUCUUUGGCGCCUUCGGUCAACAGGCACCUGGCUGGUGGAAGCAUUUAGUUGAUAACAAAUUGUAUGCGUGUAUGAUGAUAUUCUUUGUCGGUAACAUGCUUGAGGCACAGAUGGUAUCUUCAGGAGCAUUUGAGAUCUCAUUGAACGACGUGCCAGUAUGGUCCAAACUGCAAACAGGAAGAAUUCCUGCUCCACAGGAACUGUUUCAAAUCAUCGAUAGUCAGUUGCAGUUCUCGGAUAAGAUUCAAGAGAAUCCCGAUUUUGUCAAAUAAAAGUCUGGUCAUCUAACGCCCUUGUUAGAGUAGAAUUCAUACAUAAAUUAAUAAUUAAUUAUAAAUAUUGUUGCAAUUUCUGUUUCCACACUUAUAUCCUUCUUUUGUUUUACAUUUUCCAUUUUUUUUUUCAAACGAACAAUAAGUUAAAAUAUUCUUGAUGUUUUUUCAGUUGAUUGACGAUACAAAACAAAAUAUUUAGAACUUAAUGCCAAAUAAAAACUCCGGCUUUGUUCUAUGAGCCUUUAUGAUUUACAUA
Episyrphus balteatus (marmalade hoverfly) is the source of this 1043-nucleotide messenger RNA. RefSeq names its product thioredoxin reductase-like selenoprotein T homolog CG3887 (gene SelT). The record is from RefSeq and is a predicted model, not a curated record. Gene Ontology annotation, biological process: cell redox homeostasis. Gene Ontology annotation, cellular component: endoplasmic reticulum membrane. NCBI's taxonomy places the organism in Eukaryota, Metazoa, Arthropoda, Insecta, Diptera, Syrphidae. Gene Ontology annotation, molecular function: thioredoxin-disulfide reductase (NADPH) activity. Bases 176 to 784 code for a protein of 202 amino acids. The transcript has 3 exons.